This is a messenger RNA of Heterocephalus glaber (naked mole-rat), 1971 nucleotides long. It is a transcript of the gene Mdh1b, whose product is annotated as malate dehydrogenase 1B. Gene Ontology annotation, molecular function: malate dehydrogenase activity; oxidoreductase activity, acting on the CH-OH group of donors, NAD or NADP as acceptor. NCBI's taxonomy places the organism in Eukaryota, Metazoa, Chordata, Mammalia, Rodentia, Bathyergidae. The record is from RefSeq and is a predicted model, not a curated record. Gene Ontology annotation, biological process: malate metabolic process.
UUUAGAGAGAAAAAAGUCUAAAACAUUGGCUAAUUUUCGUGGAUACUGAAAUACAGACUAGGUCAAGGGAGACUGCAGAGCUUAUAAAAGCGAUGUGUGAUCGUUCACUGCAACGUAAGCUACUCAAAUACUAAUUUUGAAGUCCCAACCUUUCCCGCUAGGUGUCAGUCAACGAGCCAGCUCCAUAGUGCGCCUGCGUCACUCUCCGAGGAGUGGUUGCUAGGAAACCGCGACGCUGUGGUCCCUGACUUUGAGUCCUCGCUUGAUCAUGGCCAAAUUUGUGAUUGCCGGUAAAGCAGAUUGUCCAUAUUAUGCUAAAGCAGAACUUCUGGCAGACUACUUACAAAAGAAUCUACCUGAUUUUCAAAUAUUUAAAAUUACACAACAUCCUGAUGUUUGGGAGGACUGGCUGAAAGAUGUGUGUGAAAAGAAUAAAUGGAGUCACAAAAACUCCCCCAUCAUCUGGAGAGAGCUGCUGGAUCGUGGAGGAAAGGGUUUGCUCUUGGGAGGGUAUAAUGAGUUCCUGGAGCAUGCUCAGCUUUACUAUGGUGUCACCUCGAGCAUGACUACAGAGAUGAUGAUGGUAAUUGCUCAAGAGAACCUGGAGGCACAUAAAGAAAAAGAGCUGAAGAAAGAAUCCUCAAAAGAUCUUGUCAGCCCCUUACAAGUUUGGAUUACCAGCGCAUCCACUCCUGCGGGCCGCAGCCUGAUUCCCAUACUGGUAAGCGGAGAAGUGUUUGGGAGCGGCACGGUCCUGAGCCUCACUCUGUUCGACCAGCAGCGGGCGGAAGGAGAUCUCAGAAGCCUGGCGAUGGAGGUGGAGGACUUGGCCUCGCCCUUGCUGCGCAGCGUGGCGGUCUGCACGCGGCCGGAGGAGGCCUUCCGCCAGGCGCAAGUGGUCAUCCUGCUGGACGACAGCACAGAGCAGGAGGUGCACAGCCUGGAAGACUGCCUGCGACAGAGGGUGCCCCUGUGCAGCCUCUACGGGCAGCUGAUGGAGAGAAACGCACAGGACUCCGUCCGGGUGAUCGUGGGGGGAAAGACCUUCGUGAAUCUGAGGACGCUGCUGCUGAAAAGAUUCGCCCCAAGCAUCGCACACAAUAUCAUCGCUGUGGCCCUCGGGGUAGAAGGAGCAGCCAAAGCUGUAUUAGCCAGAAAAUUGAAAACCGCUCCCUCCUGCAUCAAGAAUGUGAUUAUUUGGGGUAGUAUCUCUGGAAGUCAUUACGUUGAUCUGAGGAAAGCAAGAGCUUACAAACAGGAGAGUGCCAUUUGGGGACCUCCUCAAUAUUCCCGCCCUGUUCUAAACUUGAUUUUUGAUAGUGAGUGGCUAAAAAAAGAAUUUGUGACAACUCUUAAAACUUUGACCACCACAGGAAAACAUUUUGGCGGCAUAUUAGCUGCACACAGCAUAGGCACAACGCUGAAAUAUUGGUACCAUGGCUCACCACCAGGGGAGAUUGUGUCUGUAGGAGUAUUGAGUGAAGGCCAGUUUGGUAUUCCUGAAGGGAUUGUCUUUUCUAUGCCUGUGAAAUUUGAGAAUGGAACUUGGGCAGUUCUUACAGAUCUCGAAGAUACUGAAAUUAGUAAAGACAUAAUGACAGGAAUGACAAGUGAUCUAAUUCAGGAAAAACUUGUUGCACUUGGAGAAUUGAUGACUUUUCAGCCAUACCAGUCAGAAACUGAAGUAGCCAAAAGAGAUGAAGAAAUUUUCUCCAUCUCUGAAGAUCACCAGGAAGAAUGCAGACUUUCAAAUGACCUUGAAGGCAAAACUGCAAGACACUAACAGAUGCAGUUGGACCAAAUCUAAGGUUAUUUGGCAAUAUAAUAAAUACAGAGAGAUCUACAAAUAGCUGUAUUUAGGGAAGAAUAACUUUGAAGAUUUACUGCAGCCUCAGAUAAUAUUAUGCUAAACAAUUAAAUAUUUUUGUGACAACAAAAAGAAUUCAAUCAUUUUAUGUUGCCUGUAUUCAC